GAUUAGCAUACAGUACUUCAGCAUGUUCUGAGCAUCCGAAACUCCUGCAUGACCUCUCACGCCUCUGCAGAUCACUCCCGUGUGCUUUCAGGAGAUAACGGAGACAUGCAGACGAGCAUCGGUGUGGAGGAGGACGCAGAGAGACCGGAGAUCCUCCCGUUCAGCGUCGAGGCACUGAUGGCAGACCGGAGACCGAACAGCGCUCUCAGCCCGGACCGGACCGGUGCUCGUUUGGCGUUUUCUGUUGACCUUCUGAAACUGCAGGAGAGCACGUGGCUCCAUCAGCUCUCUCCCCGGCGUCUCAGUCCUCCCGCGUGUCCUCUGAGAAAACACAAAACCAUCCGGAAGCCUCGGACCCCGUUCAGCACGUCGCAGCUGCUGGCGCUGGAGCGGAAGUUCCGUCAGAAACAGUACCUGUCCAUCGCAGAACGGGCCGAGUUCUCCAGCUCGCUGAGCCUGACCGAGACUCAGGUGAAGAUCUGGUUCCAGAACAGACGAGCUAAAGCCAAGCGGCUCCAGGAGGCCGAGCUCGAGAAGAUCAAGAUGGCCUCUAAACCGAUGCUUCCUCCCGCCUUCGGGAUUACAUUUCCAUUCGGCGCUCACGCCGCUUCAUACACGGCAUCGCCUCCGUUCCACAGACACUCGCUGAGCGUGGCUCCGGUGGGGCUCUACACACACAUGGGAUACAGCAUGUACCAUUUAGCUUUAAAGUUGUUCAAAUGA
This is a messenger RNA of Sinocyclocheilus grahami, 723 nucleotides long. RefSeq names its product homeobox protein MSX-2-like. The record is from RefSeq and is a predicted model, not a curated record. The transcript has 2 exons. Gene Ontology annotation, biological process: regulation of transcription by RNA polymerase II; embryonic morphogenesis. NCBI's taxonomy places the organism in Eukaryota, Metazoa, Chordata, Actinopteri, Cypriniformes, Cyprinidae. Gene Ontology annotation, cellular component: nucleus. Bases 49 to 723 code for a protein of 224 amino acids. Gene Ontology annotation, molecular function: DNA-binding transcription factor activity, RNA polymerase II-specific; RNA polymerase II transcription regulatory region sequence-specific DNA binding.